AUGCCGUUCGCCGGCGUCUUUCCCCCGUUCGCCUUCCUCCUCUGCUGCUCAGCGGUCACAGCAGCCUCUGGUAGCAUGCGUCCGUCUGUCUGCCACCUCUCCGAGAAGGAGUUGCUCCUGCGGCAGCGGCUGCCACCCCCCGAGGAUGAUCCGCUCCACGUCAAGUACUUGGUAGUGGGCGGAGGGCCCGCGGCGGGGUAUUUUCUCCACUACUUCGCCGACCCUGUGGCGCGGCCUGCCGACGCCAAACAGUCGGAAGGGAGAGCGGAGGCGACCAGCCAGGCAGAUGCAAAGCCCGCCGGGCUGCUGCCGUCUGCGUCGUCGUCUGCCCCCGGCGACGCUCUGGAGACAAAAAAUGACCUGCAGCAGUGCAGCGCAACUGCCCCCGUGGCGGGCGAAGGCCUGACAGUCCCGUCCACAUCUGCAGCCUCUGCGGCGAAACAAGAGGCAUCGGGAGGAGCAGCCGCGCGCCAAGACACGGAUGAGGCCUUACAACCCGAUUCGCUGGCCUUGCUGCGCUGGGUCGAAAAGGAAGAUACGGGUGUGAACCUGAGCAGAGACGCAACGAACGCCGACGAUUUACCGAAAGGCGAACUGGCGUCGCCCUCCGCGACCCUCCACACCGUUCCUUCGAAGACGUCGCUCUCCAGCCGCGUCCACUCUCUAGCCAGGCUCUCCAUGCAGAACAAAGAUCGCACGCUGCGAUUUCUCAUGGUGUCCUCUGAGUGCGUGUUGCCAUAUGAACGCCCGGCUCUCUCCAAGGGAUAUCUUCUCGGCAAGGCGCAGUUUCCCAAGUUCAACGUCGCGGCGGGCAUUGGGGGAGAGCUCCAAGACGCACAGUGGUAUGUCGACCACGGCGUCCACGUGCUCCUUAACGAGGCCGUCGCUUCGGUGGACUUAGCGAACCGCCGCGCGUCCCUGCAGCACUCGCAGAGGACUGUCUCGUUCGAGAAGCUGAUCGUCGCGACGGGUCUGAGGUGUGUGGACUUUGCAGGUUUCGGCCUGUGGAAUCUUCGAGGCAUACCCACAAACGUGCUCACGUUUCGAUUCGCCACUGAGGCCGCGGAAGUCGUUGAGCUAGUCAAGGAAGUCAAGGAGCGAACUGGCGCGACGCUCUCGCAAAUGCUUCCGUCUUCGGAGGGCGACCUUGGCACCGCUGAUGCAUCCAAGGGCUCAGUCGUGGUCAUCGGCACAGGAUUUACCGGCACGGAAGUCGCCGCGGCUCUGAGCCAACAGGGCCUGAAGGUGUUUGUGGUGACGCGAAGUGCGCGCCUUCUCUCCAAGAUCUACACACCGGAACUGUCCGACUUCUACGAGCAGCAGUUCGAACAGCACGGCGUCACAAUUAUCAAAAACGCGUCGGUGCACAAUCUGGUUCGCGCAGUCGACAGUGACGAGAGAGUCACAGCCGUGCACGUGAUUCUCAGCGACGGCAGCAGCCACGUUCUCCCCGCCGACUUCGUCGUGGCGGCCAUCGGCAAUCGGCCUGUCGUCGAAUUCCUCAACUCUCAGCUGCAGCUGGCAGACGAGUGCGUAGGAGGCGGCAUUCUGGUCGACAAGCACCUUCAGGCAUUCCCUUCUCGCGAAGUCCAGAUCGCUGCAGCUGCUGCCCAAAAGCCACAUCCAGAGGUCUACGCCCUCGGCGACGUCGCGGCGUUUCCGCAGCGCCGCGCGGGCGCCCGACCCGUGAGGUACGAGUACAUUUGGAACGCGCGCUCUAUGGCGGCCUACUUGGCGAAGCACUUGCGCUGUGUCGAGAAGGAGGAGAAAAAGAAAGAGGCGAUGCUGACGGGAGCGGGCGGCUUGAACGUCGCCGAAGAAGCGGAGGAAGAGGAAACUGUGAAUGAUCGUGCUCUAGAGGAAGCCGAGGCUGGACCCCCGCAGCGCGCGGACACGUCACAGAGGGACGAAGACUCGGACUCGGACUCUGACGGCGCGACGGGCCGUCGGAAGCCAUCCAAGGCAUGCGACAGUGGCCACGGCUAUGAGUUCUUGCCCAGCUACUACUCGCGUUUCUUCGAUUUUUCCUGGAAGCUCUACGGUUUCCGCAAAGGCACCCCCGUGCACGUGAACGACGUCGACAGGCAGAUCUCCCGGAAAAUCAUUGUGGUCUGGAUCGAUGACGACAAGAGGGUCCAAGGAGUAUUUCUUGAAGGGGGAGCGCCCGAUGAAGAACAGCUGAUCCGACGAGCCGCGGACGCCACUGUUCGCGUUCCAGUAGAGGCCAUCCAGCGAGCGAAAGACGUUGCUGGAGUUUUGGAUAUCAUUCGGUAA
Molecule: messenger RNA, 2274 nt
Organism: Besnoitia besnoiti
Lineage: Eukaryota; Apicomplexa; Conoidasida; Eucoccidiorida; Sarcocystidae
Product: pyridine nucleotide-disulfide oxidoreductase domain-containing protein
Exons: 9
Coding region: 1-2274 (757 amino acids)
Cellular component (GO): cytoplasm
Molecular function (GO): flavin adenine dinucleotide binding; oxidoreductase activity, acting on NAD(P)H
Source: RefSeq, a predicted model, not a curated record